Prunus mume (Japanese apricot) is the source of this 2096-nucleotide messenger RNA. Its product is annotated as O-fucosyltransferase family protein. Lineage: Eukaryota; Viridiplantae; Streptophyta; Magnoliopsida; Rosales; Rosaceae. The record is from RefSeq and is a predicted model, not a curated record.
AUUUACGAAAAUAAAUCACCUUUGGCUUUACCUCCUCACUCUAUCUUUAACAUUACCAAAGCCAGAAAAAACCUCAAAAGCCAUGACUUACAGUCCGAAGCGAGCCAUGGCUGAGCUCAGGCACUCCAUCUCGAUGGGGGCUCGAGGCACUUCUUCUCCAAUGAAGCGAGAUGAAGACUCCUCUCCUUUGAUCUCGGACAUUCAACCCGUAGACGACGACGACGGUCGCGGUCGCCACCCCUACAAAGAUCGUGACCGUCCCUUCUUCUCCCAUUUCCAAUACAUCUGUCCGUCCAUUGGCGACGACGCUAACAGCUCUAGGAUCUCACUCGUCGUGGUCAUUGUCGUUGCCCUCCUUGGCUUAGUGUCGAUUUUGGCAAUCGUGAAACGAGUGAAUGCUCCUUACUUGUGUAAAAAAGAUGGCAUCACUCUUCACUGUCCUCAUGUCAAGGAAGCGCCUUCACUUUGGGAGAAUCCUUAUUCAGCAACCACAUCUUGGAAGCCCUGUGCUGAGCGUCGCCUUGGUGGAUUUUCAGAUCUUCCACCUGAAAAUGAAACAACUGGGUACAUAUUUAUCCAUGCAGAGGGGGGUCUAAAUCAGCAAAGAAUUGCGAUAUGCAAUGCAGUGGCUGUGGCCAAAAUAAUGAAUGCCACCCUUAUUUUGCCAGUGCUGAAGCAGGAUCAGAUUUGGAAAGACCAAACGAAAUUUGAAGAUAUCUUUGAUGUUGAUCAUUUCAUUGAUUACCUGAAGGAUGAUGUACGCAUUGUUCGUGAUAUUCCUGAGUGGUUUACAGACAAAACUGAGUUAUUUUCAAGUAUAAGACGGACAGUAAAGAACAUUCCGAAGUAUGCACCGGCACAAUUUUACAUCGACAAUGUUCUGCCUCGAAUUAAGGAGAAGAAGAUAAUGGCCCUAAAACCUUUUGUUGAUCGACUGGGGUAUGACAAUGUCCCUCAAGAAAUCAACAGGCUAAGGUGCAGGGUGAACUAUCAUGCUCUUAAGUUUCUUCCUGAAAUAGAGCAGAUGGCUGAUUUAUUAGCAUCAAGGAUGAGAAACCGCACUGGCAGCUCCAAUCCUUAUAUGGCUCUUCAUCUUAGGUUUGAGAAAGGGAUGGUAGGUCUAUCCUUCUGUGAUUUUGUGGGCACAAGGGAAGAGAAAGCUCUAAUGGCAAAAUACAGAGAAAAAGAAUGGCCAAGACGGUACAAGAAUGGUACCCAUCUAUGGCAACUAGCCCUGCAGAAGCGGAAGGAAGGGAGAUGUCCCCUUGAGCCUGGGGAAGUGGCUGUGAUUCUUCGAGCAAUGGGCUAUCCUAAGGAGACUCAAAUUUAUGUUGCUUCCGGACAGGUCUAUGGUGGGCACAACAGGAUGGCACCACUGAGGAACAUGUUCCCAAAUCUGGUAACGAAAGAGGAGUUGGCAACUAAGCAGGAGUUGGAUAAUUUCAGGAAGCAUGUGACUAGCUUGGCAGCACUUGACUUCCUGGUUUGUUUGAAGUCUGAUGUAUUUGUGAUGACCCAUGGAGGCAACUUUGCUAAACUGAUCAUAGGGGCACGCAGGUAUAUGGGUCAUCGUCUUAAAUCCAUAAAACCGGACAAGGGGCUUAUGUCAAAAUCUUUUGGGGACCCUUACUUGGGAUGGGCAACCUUUGCCGAAGACGUUGUUGUCACCCACGAAACGCGAACUGGAUUACCAGAAGAGACCUUCCCUAACUAUGACCUGUGGGAGAACCCCCUGACCCCUUGCAUGUGCAAAGCUUGAACAAGGAUAUCUGAUUGAAAAACUUAACACUGAUUAUUGAGGAGCUUCUCCUCCAAAAGCUCGGAGAACAUAUACCUGUGAGAUGAAACUGUAAACUUCUUCUGCCCCAAAAGGCUCAAAAGAACGUUGCACGAUGUGAUCAAGACAAUUGAGGAAAAUUAGGGCAUACAUAAAACUUUUUGCGGUUUUGUCAUAAAUGUCAGAUAGUUUUCCAUGUAUCAUUAUAAUUGUGUAAAUUAUUAGAGAAACGUGAAAGAUGGUUUUCAUGUAGUGAUUGCUGCUCAAAUUAUUCGGAGAUAGAGGUUCAUAUGGUGAUUGAUGGGCACCAUUCUUUUAG